UUCCCCUUUGCCUUCUCCUGUCUACAAUCCAUAAGAAGGAGCAGAAGAAAUAAAAGGCAUCCCCCGGAGCUGAGCCAGUCCCUCUCAGGAUCGGAGGAAAUUAACAACCUGCUCCAUCUAGGGGAAUCCUGCCACUCUCUCUCACUCCUAUCUCCAGCUGCAGCCUUCCAGGGGAAUGGAUCUGUGGACACUUUCAUUCAGGAUCUUGCUCUUCCCUUCUUCCACCUUGGUCUUCUGCUCUGAUCUCUAUCAGUCUGAAUGCUACACUGUGAAUGGGGCUGAUUACCGAGGGACACAGAGCGAGACAUCCUUGGACUGUGGGAAGCCUUGCCUAUACUGGAACGAGACCUUUCAGCAUCCAUACAACACUUUGAAAUACCCCAAUGGAGACGGAGGUUUGGGAGAUCACAAUUACUGCAGGAACCCAGAUGGUGAUAUCAGUCCCUGGUGUUACAUAGCCGAGCAUGAGGAUGGAGUGUACUGGAAAUACUGUGACAUUCCAACCUGCAGAAUGCCUGGGAAUCUGGGAUGCUUCAAAGACCAUGGAAAUCCACCUCCUUUGACUGGCAUGAGUGAGACGUCCAAUAAACAGACAAUACAAUCUUGUAUUACCAUGUGCCGGAGACAGAAAUACAAGUUUGCUGGAUUGGAGUCGGGGUUUGCAUGCUUUUGUGGAAACAAUGGAGACUACAGAAAGCAUGGAGAAACACCAAGCACCGAUUGUAACAGCGUCUGUUUUGGAGAUCACACACAAUCAUGUGGAGGAGAUGGACGAAUUAUCCUGUUUGAUUCUGUGAUUGGAGCCUGUGGUGGAAAUUUUACCAAGGAUGUUGCUGUUAUUUACUCUCCGGAUUUUCCAGACUCGUAUGGAUCAGGAAAAGCCUGUUAUUGGACUAUUCAAGUGCCAGGAGCUUCUUCGAUCCAAUUUAACUUCCCCUUCUUUGACAUAAAAGACUCCAGAGAUAUGGUGGAGCUUUUGGAUGGUUACACAAAGCAAGUGUUGGUGCGUUAUGAUGGCAGGAACCAUCCUAUAAACAGUUUCAACAUCUCAUCAGAUUUUGUCAUCUUGUAUUUCUUCUCUGAUCGAGUUAAUCAGGCCCAGGGAUUUGCAAUUGUGUACCAAGCAUUCAAAGAAAGAACUGUGGAGAAACCUCAGUUAUCCAACCAGACACAGACAGAGCUGAUAACUCAGACAGCCAACCUCAGUAUCAAUGCAGCACGGUCUUCAAAGAUCCUUUAUGUCAUAACAACCAGUCCUAGUCAGCCAACUGGUCAAGUGCCAGGCUGGACAGUUUAUGCACUUACAGCUCUUCUUAUUUUGACCAUCAUUGCUAUUUUGGUAAAAGCGCUUCUUCACCUAAAUAUGAAGUCUCAGAGACUGGCAUCACCAACCGGUCUGGACAGCUGCCCCCGAGGAUCUGCAGGAGAAAUAUGGAGCAUAUUCUACAAACCUUCCACAUCCAUCUACAUUUUUCCAAAGAAGAUUAAAAGUCCACAUGAUGAUCGUAACCCAUUAGUAGGCGAAUAAUUUGCACUUUAGUCAAGACAUUAAGAGCUGCAGAUGAACAUUUGGAGUUUUCUGUCAUCUCUGUUUAAUCAAUCCAUAUUUAUGAUGCUCUGAAAUGGACUUUAAUCUACGAGGGCUUCCAGCAGAACUCAGAGAAUAGACCUGCAACUGUUCAAAGUCCAUAUAGUCACACGGCUUCUGCAACUAGAACGUACAGUGGAAGCUUGCCAUAGACCUACUGUAUAGCUAAUUGUUAUCAGUUUCAGGUCAGACAGAGAGAGCAGGUGGUUCUGGUGGAAUGGAAAGAACCACAGCUAAUUGCUGCAGGCGUUACAUACAAUCACCCUAACUCUGCAAAGCAGGGUAUCCCAUUUUGGAAAGGGACAUCUGAUUUUAGUUCAGCUCCUCCUUAUUUUUUAAAUAUAUUUAUGAACUUAAGACUUAAAUAUGGAGCACCGGAAAUAAUCUGGUUUUCUGACUGCAAUUGCAGUAAUGAUGGAUUUUGUACUGUGUAUAUUUUUCCAUUAAAAUAACUUCUGCACACCAUAAAUCAAAGUUGGACCCAUCCUAUUAUGAGCCAAACAAGAGCAGUUUUCAAACAUUCUAUAGUUUACAUUAAUUGUUGCACAGAAUGAAUGGAUACUGUACAUGGGACUGUUGCCUACAACAUUAAUGGGUGUUUUGAAUGCCUUCUUCUUUUUAUUUUUAUUUCUAAAAGGUGCAUGAAUUGAGUAUUAAUGCUUAUGGGGCCAUAACCUAAAUCAUCAUAGGAACACGCACCCGUAUUUGGGUUCAGAAGUAAAAGUUACAUUCUGUAUCAUUGUCUUCCUUGGAAGUGUCUGCCAACUUUAUGUAUAAAUAAUUUAUUUUUUCUUUAAA
Molecule: messenger RNA, 2386 nt
Organism: Rana temporaria (common frog)
Lineage: Eukaryota; Metazoa; Chordata; Amphibia; Anura; Ranidae
Gene: KREMEN1
Product: kringle containing transmembrane protein 1
Exons: 9
Coding region: 176-1528 (450 amino acids)
Biological process (GO): Wnt signaling pathway; multicellular organism development
Cellular component (GO): plasma membrane
Source: RefSeq, a predicted model, not a curated record